This is a messenger RNA of Talaromyces atroroseus, 1086 nucleotides long. RefSeq lists its product as hypothetical. The transcript has 2 exons. NCBI's taxonomy places the organism in Eukaryota, Fungi, Ascomycota, Eurotiomycetes, Eurotiales, Trichocomaceae. Bases 1 to 1086 code for a protein of 361 amino acids. The record is from RefSeq and is a predicted model, not a curated record.
AUGAAUGAGUCGUUCCUAUUUGAGCGCCAGGUCAACACCUGUUCUCCUCCCUAUCAAUUCUACCAAUGCAGCAUCAGUGGCCAAUUCUCGGGCUGUUGCUCCUUGGACCCCUGUGACGAUGGGAUUUGUCCUGCCGAGAAUCAGCCUGGUGGUUCGUCUCAGUCUACGACAUCGGAAACGACGUCCAUCAGUUCAACUAGUCUUAGCAACCAGGAGCAGACCGUUACGGUAACUGCGUCCGCUGCGCCGUCUUCUCUAUCGUCUCAAACUACAGCAGCGCUUGAGACUUCUGCAACAAGGUCAUUAUCUGAUCUUGACCAGGACCAAACCGUCACGAUGGCCACAGCAACCAUGUCCUCCUCGCUAUCUUCGGCUUCGUUGAGUACUUCUAUUGGAAAAACGGAUGUGGUGACAACGACAGUAGCAGCGGCAAUAUCCUCAACCAAUACACCCACACAAACCCCCUCCGAGACAUCAACAUCAUCCAAUAACAAGGCAGUUCUCAUUGGAAGUUCUGUCGGUGGUGUUGUGGGCAUCAUGGCCCUGUUUUUGAUGCUAUUUCUGUGCUGUCGAAGGAGAAAAACGUCGAAAACAUUGAAUAGCAGCAACAAUGAGAAACGGGCACAUAAACGCACAUUCUCCGGGUUCCAGGAGGAUAGUGAUUAUAAUCUAUCAAGUAGCUGGAGCCAGCCUUCUGAAGAUUACUACAGACAACAACAUAAAACAAGCCCCCUUGGACAUGUGGACAGAACACGAUCCCCAGCAUUAACCGAGUUGGAUUCCAACCCCCGCGGAAGCCCUCUUAAAACUUAUUCCAGCGUGCUUUCGAAAACGGUAUAUGAGCUUGAUAGUAGCGUCAACGAAGGCAGUACUACAACUCCUACUCGUGCAUCAUCCUCGGAUCCAUUGAACGCCAAUCUUCGAAGUGUUUCGACUUCGAGCCCCGCUUCUCAACGUGCUGGCAGUCGUCUUGGUGACCAUCUUUGGCAGUCAUCUGAAUCAGAUACUAUGAGCAAUGGUUCUAGUGCCAUGAGUGGUGGGAUUCGGCUUGCCAGGAGCGGAGAAUUGUCUGUGAGGUCUGAAUAG